CUGGUAGAAGAUCUGCAUCAGGGCGGCCAAUAGGCAGCAGCUUUAGUGUCAUUGUAAAGUGAAAGUAGGUGGAUAGAAAGAAAAAAAACAACAAACGCACACGGAAGGCGCAGACUUAUAUCUCCUUACGUGUGUUAAAGAGCUGGCGUCGAAAUCAGUGCUUGCAUACUAUGGCGCUGUGGGCGCAAAUGACCCCGCGGUUACAGUACCUGCCAAAUCAGACACUGAAUGAACUCUACCCGGACACAUUCCCUCUGGACGUCAGGCACUAUCUGGCCAGCUGGAUAGAGGAACAGAGAUGGGAGACCUUUGAUGUGGAUAACAGGGAGCAAGAGCCUCAGGCUCGAAGGCUGUUGGAUCAGAUGAUGCAUUUGCUGCAGGAAGUGGCCCAACUCAACCCUAACGUGGUGGAGAGGGUCAAACUACAACAUAUCAGCCGGAACUUGAGUGUGUUCCAGCCACAACCCAUGCAACUUGUGAGGAUAGUUCGAGAUAUUCUAAGGAAAGAAAGACACUUAUUAGCGCAGGCGAGUAUGCAUCCUAACUUCGCAUCCUUCCAGCAAAUUCCUCAGGCACCUCCAGCUAUCAAUGGCACCCCACAACCUGCAAGGGAGGAUGGGAAGACUGAUGUGGACAAUCUGAUGGUCCAAGUUUUGGAAAUUCAGAACCUCCGUCAAACACUCCAUCAGCUUCAGGAGGAUUUGAACUGGGAAAAGCAGGAACUGGAGUCGAUUCAAGGUCAAAAUGAGCUGGAUCCACAGCAUUCGGAUCAAGUAGCUAGACAGACUCGCAUACAACAGCUUGAAUACAACUAUUCAGUCUGUGCAAAGAAGCGCGUUCAGCUCCUUCACGUGACCUUGUGUGCUCUGGAACAGUGCCAGUCCUGUCUUAUUCUCAGAAUUAAGUCCUGGAGGUGGGAACAGCAUCGAGCAACCAUUGGCAUGCACUUCGAUGACAACCUUGGCCCUCUUCAGACAUGGUGUGAGCAGUUGCUUAUAGUAAAUGGUAACCUGAGGCAGGAGCUCAUGUUGGUGAACCGAGACCACGGAGGGGCUGAGUGUCACAAAUUGCAGGAAAGCCUGGCACAUCUGCUCCAGACUCUCAUACAGAGUUCAUUGGUAGUAGAUAAGCAGCCUCCCCAGGUCAUCAAAACCCAAUCCAAGUUUUCCACCACUGUACGGUAUCUGCUCGGAGAGAAGAUGGCCCCCGGGAAACCCGUCCUGUUGAAGGCUCAGAUUAUUACUGAGGCUCAAGCGAGAAACCUGGGUCAACAAGGUGUCGUACCCAAUGAAAAUGUAGGAGAACUUAUCAACAGCACAGCCAUAUUAGAGCACAACACUUCAAGCAAGAGCACAUGUGCUACUUUUAGAAACAUGUCCAUAAGGAGGAUCAAACGAGCUGACAGGAAGGGCUCUGAGUCAGUGACGGAGGAAAAGUUUGCUUUGUUGUUUACCACAGAAAUAACCAUCACGGGCUGUGAGAGCCCUUAUAGCAUUCAGGCAAUCUCUCUUCCUGUGGUUGUAAUUGUACAUGGUAGUCAGGAAAUCAAUGCUAUGGCAACCAUCAUAUGGGACUGUGCCUUUUCUGAACCUAACAGGAUACCUUUCGUCAUUCCGGAUCGUGUGCCCUGGAACAAGAUGUGUGAAGCUCUUAGCAGUAAGUUCAUGUCUGAAGUGCAGACGCACCAGUGCUUGGACAGAUACAAUCUUCACUUUCUCGCCCAGAAGAUCUUUGACCAACCAGACAUCUCUGAAGAUUUCAGCAAAAUGCCAGUGUCCUGGGCUCAGUUCAACAAGGAAGUUCUGCCUGGUCGAAACUUCACCUUCUGGCAGUGGUUUGAAGGGGUGAUGGAUCUUACAAAGAAAUGCCUGAGAGACUAUUGGACUGAUGGACUCAUCUUUGGCUUCAUUGGAAAACAGCAUCUCCAUGUCAUCCUGCAAAACAAACCCAGCGGCACCUUUCUUUUGCGCUUUAGUGACUCAGAGAUUGGUGGCAUCACCAUCGCCUAUGUGGGUCCCGCUGAAAAUGGAGGCAGAAAAAUCCAGAAUAUCCAACCCUUCACCAAGAAGGAUCUGGACUCAGCUGGCCUUGGCGACCGCAUACGGGACAUUAACUGCAUCACUCACGUGUAUCCAGACUUACCAAAGAAUGAAGUAUUUAAGAAAUUCUUUACAGUACCUUCUCCCCCUAAUCCUGAUGGAUACCUGCCAUUCAAACUAACAACAGUAGUCAACCCAGGAGACCAGGGUUCCUCCACCGCUAGCAUACCACCUGACACUCCUAUGGAUAUAUUUGGGCAACCUAUGAGCAGUGUCUUUGGGUAAACAUAUAAACAUUAUUUAAGCCACACUGUCACAGUAUUUUACAAGUCUUUAUUAUAUGUUAUAUAAAAAAUUUAU
Molecule: messenger RNA, 2399 nt
Organism: Carassius carassius (crucian carp)
Lineage: Eukaryota; Metazoa; Chordata; Actinopteri; Cypriniformes; Cyprinidae
Gene: stat6
Product: signal transducer and activator of transcription 6, interleukin-4 induced
Exons: 18
Coding region: 171-2324 (717 amino acids)
Biological process (GO): response to peptide hormone; defense response; cell surface receptor signaling pathway via JAK-STAT
Molecular function (GO): DNA-binding transcription factor activity, RNA polymerase II-specific; RNA polymerase II cis-regulatory region sequence-specific DNA binding
Source: RefSeq, a predicted model, not a curated record